This is a messenger RNA of Pezoporus flaviventris, 2339 nucleotides long. It is a transcript of the gene ISX, whose product is annotated as intestine specific homeobox. Gene Ontology annotation, biological process: regulation of transcription by RNA polymerase II. The transcript has 5 exons. Lineage: Eukaryota; Metazoa; Chordata; Aves; Psittaciformes; Psittacidae. Gene Ontology annotation, molecular function: RNA polymerase II transcription regulatory region sequence-specific DNA binding; DNA-binding transcription factor activity, RNA polymerase II-specific. The record is from RefSeq and is a predicted model, not a curated record. Bases 105 to 1025 code for a protein of 306 amino acids.
GGCUGGGCACGGGUGAAGAGAGACAGGCACAUGCGUCUUGGGGCACACCGGGAGCCAGGAGAGCAGGAGAGCACUCUCUGCCCUGUAGCCACUUUGGCAAGAAGAUGACAGACCCCCAGGGGUGUGCUGGCCAGGGGAAGCCCAGCCUGUCCUUUUCCAUAGAGGAGAUCUUAAAGAAACCUUCUGCCAGCACUGCCCUAAGCAGGGAAACCAGGAACAGAAGUAGCUACGCAGAGAGGCCACAAGCCCUAAAAGCAGUGUCACCACUGGCCUUUGAUUCCAGCAGCAGGAGUCAGUUAGACUGUGACUUAUAUUCAGCCAAAAUGCUUCUCCCUGCCAUGUGUGCUACACACAUAGCCAGGGCAAAGAAUAUGCAGGCAGCUCACUGCAGAAGACCUACUGGCAGCCCAGCUUCCCUCCUGGGUGAGGAUGAACGACAUCAACACCUGGAAGGCAAAAGAAAACACGAGGAAGAAGAAGAUCAGAUAUGUGAUUUUCCUGUGGACCAUCCACUUCAUGUUGAGAGGAAAGGCAAGCGGAGAAUCCGGACAACAUUCACAGCCGAGCAGCUCCAGGAACUGGAGAAGAUUUUCCAAGUGACUCACUACCCAGAUGUCCAUAUUCGCAAUCAACUGGCAGCAAAGAUAAACCUCCCAGAAGCCAGAGUUCAGAUCUGGUUCCAGAACCAGCGAGCCAAGUGGAGGAAACAUGAAAAAUUUGGCAACUUUGGUGGCCUUCAGCAUCUGACAGAAGUUGAUUUCAUCCCUGCUCCCAAGUCGUGUAUCACAGCUCCAAGCUUGAUGCCAAGAAAGCUCGCUGCUACCAUCCCUGCCGUGGGAUACUACUCACCGCUGCAAGGGCAGCUGACUACUGCCUGGCUGCCCAGCACGCUCUCCUUCAUCCCUCACCACUUAGAGCUCCUGCCCUUCCCAAAACCAUACUUGCUUUUCAAUGUCCUCCCCGCUUACGGUGUGCCGCUACCCCACAAGUUGGAAAGGAGCAGUGCCUGCACCAGUUCCACAUAGAGAAGAAUACGGGGAGCAGGGGAAGUCUGGGGCAUGUUUUUCUCACCCAUGACUAAUUUGGGAGUGUGCGGUUCCUCUCCUUGAACAAGACUGCUGGGACGAUGGGUGGCCUGUGAUGCAAAGACAGCUUGCUGCAGGAGUGCCACCAUGAGCAACAGCAGCCUAGCAAGCACAGGCAAGAGCCACCAUGGACCAAGAAGGAAUUCCCCAUCUGCUAGAGGAGCAGCAUGCUCUGCAGAAACCCACCCACUCAAAUGAUAGCCUCUUCCUGAGGGAAUGGUGCAUGGAGCAGCCCUGCAAAAGAACUGGGGUUUUACUCAGCCCUGAGACAAUGCUGGAUGACCCAAUUGUAUUGGUGGAUUGAAGCAGGCAAGAUGCCUGCCAAGGUGUGCAUAGCCCCACAGUCCAGCCAAAGGGGCUUUCCUCCUCAGGUUUAUGCUGCUUUCCUCAUGUAUGCUGGUCCUCAUGCGCUGGGGAGAGCAAAGAACAUGCUUAGGUCAAAAAUCAGACUUUGAAGAUACUUUUCUUCCCCAAAGUAGUCAAUGUGUGAGGGAGGUGGGUUUGAUAUGCUGUGUUGGUGACUUGAAUAAAGGGGCACGAACACAGUUUGAGCUGAAAUACAACAGUCUGAGAGGCGUAGCAGUGCUGAGCUCUGGAUUUGGUACUUUGAGUCUCUGGGGGCAAUAGAAUUCUUCAGCUGGUUAAUUAAAAUGCUUAUUAGGAAGCCUCUCAUUUUUGACCCAAAUUAAGAAAGCUCCAAAACUCUCUCAGAAACAAUAACGAAAAGAGACAGUCUUAAUCUGCUAGACAUAAUAGGAUGGUUUGACCCCACAGUUUGGUUUAAUUGUACAUCAAUAAUGAGAUCAGCCUGCCCACUUACAAGAUGACUCUAUGGGUUAUUAUUUACAUAAUAUUAAUCUCCUUCCAACAUAUGGUGCUUUUUUUCCCCCUGCUUAUUCAGAGUCCAAUCCUACCACUAAUUUCUGCACUGACUUUCAUGAGAAGCACUGUUGGAAAGCAUUGUUUAAAGGGUUGAACAAUCUUUUGUCUUGCAGUCACAGCACAUACUGCAUACACAUAGGGCAAGCUACUGAGCAAAGCCAUUAAAAUGUGGUCUCCCUCCCAGACAUACCACUUGUAAGGGUGGCCAUUCAUGACAGAGUCCAAAAGCAGUGCAAAUCGUGACCCAAAGGCUUGCUGGGGAGGCUGUCCUGUGCACAUGGGAGUGCAGGUAGGUUAAUGACUCUGAAUAGGUUGCUUACUUCAGAAAUCCCUCCAGCCAGACCACAGCUGCCAGGUCUUCAGCCUUCUUCU